AUGGAAAUUGAAGAAUGCGAAAGCACCACGAAUACCACAGAAUUGGGCAAACGGUUCAGUACCCACUCGUGUCUGAUCUUUGAUGAACUGAGGAGAUUCGGUCAGCUGUGCGACGCUGUUAUAAGAGUCGAGCAACAGGAAUUUCCCAUCCACAGAGCCAUUAUGUCGGCUAGUAGUCCCUACUUCCGGGCAUUGUUCACGAAUGCGUUUGACGUAGUCGAACGGCGUGAGGUAGAUAUUCCGGGAGUAACAGCCGAUAUCAUGCAGAUCAUCAUUGACUACGCAUACACCCGACGUGCCAAGAUCAAUGAGAGUAAUGUGGAGUAUCUACUUCCGGCUGCAGACCAAUUUCUGGUCCACGGUCUGGUCAGACGCUGUUGUGAUUUCCUCGCCGGGGAACUGGAAGCGGCAAAUUGCAUUGGCAUCCAUAAUUUUGCCCGUUACUAUUUCUGUCCGAACCUUGAGCGGAUAUCCUACCGAUAUAUGAUGCAUAACUUCAGUGAGGUCGUGGCCAUUAGUAAAGAAUAUACUGAUCUCAGUGUUGAAGAUGUGUGUGAAAUAUUGUCUUCUGACGAUCUAAAUGUGAAGAAUGAAGAAAUGGCUUUUAUGUCAAUUUUACGGUGGAUUGAUUGCGAUCCUACAAACCGAAAGUGUCACAUUUCUGUUUUGCUUCGGACCGUCCGUUUAGGGUUGCUGUCUACUCAAUAUUUUGUUGAGAAGGUCAAAUCUCACCCGUAUAUCAAGGAAAAUGACCAGUGUAAGCCUCUGGUCAUUGAAACACUCAAGUUCCUGUAUGAUUUGGACAUGGAUGAGGAUAAGGACCUCGACAUUACAAACCCGCUCGCGCGUCCACGCGUACCGCACGAGGUGAUGUUUGUCGUUGGGGGUUGGAGCGGUGGAUCACCUACAAAUGUCAUGGAAAGCUACGACAUGCGAGCAGAUAAAUGGAUUGUGUGUGACCAUGGCGAUGAAGGGCCAAGGGCAUACCACGGAACAGUUACAAUCGACAAAAAAAUCUAUGUCGCUGGGGGAUUUGAUGGGGUUGAGUACUUCAAUAGUGUGCGAUGUUUUGAUCCGGUAACAAAAUCCUGGUCCGAGGCAGCACCGAUGAACGCCAAACGGUGUUAUGUGAGCACGGCUGUCCUGAGAGGAUGUAUUUACGCCAUGGGUGGAUACGAUGGUCACGUGAGACUGAACACGGCGGAGCAGUACCUACCCGACCGGAACCAGUGGACUAUCAUUUCGCCAAUGAAUCAUCAACGUAGUGAUGCCAGCGCCACCACUCUCAAUGAUAAAGUGUACAUCUGUGGCGGAUUCAACGGCCAGGAGUGUUUAAAUUCAUCAGAAUAUUAUGAUCCCAACACUAACCAAUGGACUUGUUUUGCACCCAUGCGUAAUAGGCGCAGUGGUGUGGGCGUCAUAGCCUACGGCGAUCAGAUUUAUGCGCUCGGCGGGUUUAAUGGCGCCGCUCGUAUGAACACGGGUGAACGAUACAAUACCCUCACAGACAACUGGCAGUCCAUUCCAAUGAUGUAUAACCCACGGAGUAACUUUGGUGUAGAGGUAAUUGACGACAUGAUAUUUGCUAUUGGAGGAUUCAAUGGUGUCACCACCAUAUUCAAUGUGGAGUGUUUCGAUAGAACUUCUGACGAAUGGUUUGACGCAACAGAUAUGAACAUCUACAGAAGUGCUCUCAGCGCAUGCGUCAUCAAUGGCCUUCCUAACGUUCAGGAUUACACUCAUAAGGAAACUAGACCAAACAAAGAAACUGGAAAAAUGGAAGUGUUAUAA
Ylistrum balloti is the source of this 1791-nucleotide messenger RNA. RefSeq names its product kelch-like protein 10. Lineage: Eukaryota; Metazoa; Mollusca; Bivalvia; Pectinida; Pectinidae. The transcript is spliced from 6 exons. Gene Ontology annotation, molecular function: protein binding. The coding region runs from base 1 to 1791 and encodes 596 amino acids. The record is from RefSeq and is a predicted model, not a curated record.